Molecule: messenger RNA, 3432 nt
Organism: Leptidea sinapis
Lineage: Eukaryota; Metazoa; Arthropoda; Insecta; Lepidoptera; Pieridae
Gene: CSN6
Product: COP9 signalosome complex subunit 6
Exons: 6
Coding region: 274-1302 (342 amino acids)
Biological process (GO): protein deneddylation
Cellular component (GO): COP9 signalosome
Molecular function (GO): protein binding; metallopeptidase activity
Source: RefSeq, a predicted model, not a curated record
CAAAGAGAAUUUAAACACUACGCUGAGCAGCUGCACGAAUUUUAUUGAUGUUUGUACCUGAAGUUCACAGUAAAUAUUAUAUUCUUUGCUGUAUUUUCUGUAUUAGUUUCUAGCAAGGAACAUAACAUAAGAUCAUAAUUCAUAAAUACUUGAAUUACGAAUCGAAUGUUCGAACUAUUUAUUACGGCUGAAAUUAACUUGAUUACAGUAUAUUAAAAGUUAUAACCCCAGUAAAUUCCUGAGUGUCCUCUUUAAGUAAAAUAAAACUUUAAGAUGACUAGUGCAGAUAGGAUAGAUUUUGAAAUGGAAGUUGAAGUGGAGAGUGCUUCGUCUGGUCCUCCGGUGGAUAUACCAAAUCCUACUUCACCUGCUCCACUUGCAAGUGGGACCACUAAAAGUGUUGUGGUCGCAACAUCUACAUCUGGCUCAGUUACAGUGUCUCUUCACCCGUUAGUUAUCAUGAAUGUAUCAGAACAUUGGACUCGCCUCAGAGCUCAAGAAGGAUCUCCUCAAACAGUGAUUGGAGCACUUAUUGGCAAACAGAAAGGUCGCAAUAUAGAAGUAAUGAAUUCUUUUGAAUUGGUGUUCACUGAAAUUGAUGCCGAUAUUAUACUUGACAGAGAUUACUAUACCAUAAAAGAAGAGCAAUUUAAGCAAGUGUUCUCUGAUAUGGAUUUUCUGGGAUGGUAUACAACUGGUGAAACUCCAACUGAACGGGAUAUAGGUGUUCACCGGCAGAUCUGUGAUCUUAAUGAAUGCCCAGUAAUGUUAAUGCUCAAUCCAGCAGGGAUGAAUGGAGAACAAUUACCCGUAGUGCUCUAUGAAUCGGUCAUCGAUGUUGUUAAUGGAAGAGCCACAAUGCUACUUGCCCCUCUCACAUAUACAUUAGCAGCCGAAGAAGCAGAGAGAAUUGGAGUUGACCAUGUAGCGAGGGUAUCGUCUGGUGAAGCGGCAUUUAAUAGCUUAGUUGCUGAUCACCUAUCGGCUCAGAGAUCUGCUAUUAAAAUGCUGGUGUCCCGUGUUCGCGCCGUCCUCGCCACCGUGAGAGCAAUACGCGAUGGAACCCUUCCACCUCGGCCCGUGUUGCUGAGGGAAGCGAGGGCACUGUCCAAUAGGCUUCCAUUGCUUACGUCACAGCAGUUUAGGACACACUUCUAUAAUCAAUGCAACGAUGUGGCACUUAUGACCUACUUAGGAACAAUCACAAAGGGAUGCAACGCAAUAAAUCAAUUGGUGAACAGAUUCAAUGUGAUGUACGACAGACAAGGAAUGGGGCGUCGAAUGAGGGGACUUUUCUUUUAGGGUGGACGCUAAUAAUUAUUUUAGAAUAUAGAUUGUGGUGCCCUUGGAAAAUACAUAUUAAACAUAAUUUUUAUUGAAAAUUGUUACGGAGCGGCCCAUUAUCGACUAUUAUAAGUUAUUUCUGCUGGAGACAAUGGAACAAGAAAACUAACCUACAAAGACAAGUGGUGUUAUUACAAAAAAUAAUGUCAACAUUUUUUAAGCAAACCAUUCAUUAAGUAGGCGUUCGUUUCAAGGAUAAUAAUAUAAAUAUGGCUAAAUAUUGCAUCAUAAUAUAAUAGAAUUUAUAAUUCUAGCAACGCAAAACCUAAACUGAAGCAAUUGGGAUCAAGUAAUUCAACGGAACGCAAUUAUUGUUGUCAGCUGUCAAUGUCUGUUUAAAAUAUAAGCAGUGUCCAAAGAUUGAUGAACGUUAAACAACAGAAAGACACAGUAUUGUAAUAGAACUUUUUUGAAAGAAAUGUUUAACUUUUUUGUAAUAACACAUUAUUGUUGUCAGCUGUCAAUGUCUGUUUAAAUAUAAGCAAGGUCCAAAGAUAAAUAAAAUACUCUAAGCUUGAUGGUCUACUUUAACGUGACAUUGGCAAACUUGUGGUAUACCUUCCACGGGAGCCAUAGAAAGAGAACUUUUUUAAAACAAAUGUUCAACACAUGUUGAACUUUUUUAAAACAAAUGUCCAACAGAUGUUUAAUUUUUUUAUAUAAUAACACAGUAAAUGUUUUAGUUUACCAAUGAUAGAAUACUUAACGUUCAACAUUUUUGAAGUUGUAAUUAUUAUGACGGGUAUUCACGAUAUUUAUUAUUUUAUUUGAUGCCGAUAUAUCGAUCCAAUUGCAUGAACACAUGUGACAAGUGUUCAGCGCAGUUCCGCCGUAACCACGAUUCAUGCAAUUGGAUCGAAAUAUCGGCAUCAAAUAUAUAAAGUUUAUAUCGUGAGUGCCCGUCAUAAUAAUUACAAUGUUGAGGUUCCGCGAUGAUAAAAGUUUAAAAACAUAUUUUUUCACUUCUCAUGCUCUGAAAUUGGUUAUUUGUGCACGAUAUAGGCUGCACAAAAUCGAUUUUUGUGCACAAGUGCACAAAAGGAUCUACCCAUAAAUGUCUCUAUAAUUAAAUUAAAUCUAAAUACAGCCAAACACAAUAAAAAGUUCAGAGAUAGAAUUUGUAAUUUUUUAAUAUUUACUUUAAUUUAUUUGCCUCAUGUGUUUUUAAGACAUAAAAGUUAUUAAAAUUUAAAUUAAAAUAUGGUAGGUUAUUUAAUUAAUUAAAAAAAUAUAUAUAUUACCAAAUUAAUUCAAUAGUAGGCUGUAUAAGUCUGGAGCCCAAGCCUAAUAUCAAUGUCGUAAAAGCGGCGGGAAUCAGGUCUUGGUUUUUCGUGCGUUUAUUAAUUUCUUAAAAUUUGUUAAAAAUGUCCAUGUUAUCCUAUUGUUUGAUUUCCUCGCAAUCGAAAUGAAAAGCAGAGUUUAUUACUCGUCCACAAAACCUUUUUAUCCUCUACAUUACUAUCAGCCCUCGCCUAAGUCUCGGAUAAAAAAAAAAUUUUCGUUUUGUGCAUUCGUUGUAAAAUCUACUAUUGAAGUUUCUUUAGGCGCGUUAUGAAAAAAUGAUGAGAGUGAAAUUUUAAGAUGCGCGCGUAUCACUGUAGCAGGGUGAAGUUGGUUCCUAAAAUUUUCUGACGUUUGCGACAUUCGUUUUUUUUUUUGGUUUCUUCGUCCAUUAUUAGGAUAGGCAAAAGGUUCAAGCCCGUAAAUUCGUAUUCGUUAUUUAAUAAUUAAUUGUCAAAGCCAUCGUUGCAAGAUUUUUACAAUAUUGUUCUUUCUACAAACGUAGAAUAGCACGAGGAAUAAAUAAUUUUAAGGAUUAUUGCUUUGUUAGGCCAAAAUAGUAUAACUUCUCGAGUGCAUACAUAAGUACACACACAUAUUUUUUUUUAUAUGGGUCUUGCAAGGGACUAUCAAUCUAUUAACUCAAGACUGUACAGUUCAUGAACAUAUUCGUAAAAAAAUAAUAUUUCUUAUCUCAAAGUACCAUAAAGAGUUUGUCAUCAUAUUUUAGUGUCUACAUUUAAAUAUUGUUGUCUCAAUCUUUCCAUUUUGUAAAAAUGCUAUUAUUAAAUAAUGAUUUUAAGUUAA